This is a messenger RNA of Oenanthe melanoleuca, 2689 nucleotides long. It is a transcript of the gene PGF, whose product is annotated as placental growth factor. Gene Ontology annotation, cellular component: membrane. The coding region runs from base 106 to 600 and encodes 164 amino acids. The transcript is spliced from 7 exons. Gene Ontology annotation, molecular function: vascular endothelial growth factor receptor binding; growth factor activity; chemoattractant activity. Gene Ontology annotation, biological process: response to hypoxia; positive regulation of angiogenesis; positive regulation of endothelial cell proliferation. The record is from RefSeq and is a predicted model, not a curated record. NCBI's taxonomy places the organism in Eukaryota, Metazoa, Chordata, Aves, Passeriformes, Muscicapidae.
GGAGGUGGCGCGGCGGGGCCGGUGGCCCGGGGUCGGGGCGGCAUGCCGGGGGCGGCAGGGCGGUAGCGGCGGCGCCGAGUCUGUGCCGGGGCGGCGGGAGCGGCGAUGCGGCUGCUCGGCGCCUUCCUGCGGCUGCUGGUGGCCGGGACGCUGGGGGCACCUCCUGCCCCGGCCCCGGAGGAGCGGGGGACCACCAGCACGGAGUCGCCCGUCCUGACCUUUCGGGAGAUCUGGAAUCGUAGUUUCUGCCGGCCUUUGGAGCAGCUGGUGGACGUCAUUACCGAAUUCCCCAACGAGGUGGAGUACAUUUUCAGGCCCUCCUGCGUGUCCCUGCAGCGCUGUGGAGGCUGCUGUGGGGACGAGGGUCUCCGCUGCGUCCCCGUGGAGACGAGCACGGUCACCAUGCAGCUCCUGAAGAUAAAGCCAAACGGGGAGGCACCCUAUGUGGAGAUGGCGUUCACCGAGCACAAGCAGUGCGAGUGCAGGCCCCGGCAGGACCUGAUGAGGUUGGGAAGGAGGAAGUCCAAGGGCCGAGGUAAGAGAAGACAAGACAAGAAGGGACGGAAAAACUGUGAAGCAUGUGGCACACCACGCAGGUAGCCUCUGCCCUGCCCCCAGCCUCACUCCUGCCACCUGGGUUUGAGCCAGCUGCCUUUGCCCCCAGCAUGGGGGAAUUGUGGAGUCACACUCUCCAAGCUGCAUGGGGAGCAGGACUCCAGCACGGAAGAGCUGAUUGUACUCUUGGUUGGCCCUGCUGAGAACACAGCCUGGAACCAAGGACUCCCUUGCCCCAUCUGCCCCAUUGGCAGCAAGAGAAAAGGACUUGUGACCAAGCCUGGGGCUGAAGAUGAGAAGCUCUAGCAGUGUGUUGGUGUUUGAGGACAUUCUAGGGGCAAUGAGGAGCCAAGCUGAUGGAUGUGCUGCUGGAACUGGCUGGGGAGGACAACAUGAUGUGGGAGUGAGUGGAGAUGGCUCACAGGGCUGCAACUGCAAAACUUCUGUCCUGCCAAUGCUCUGCAGCUGGGGAGGAAGGAAAUCUGGGGCAGGCAAGGCUGUAGUGCUGUAUCCGUCCCAGCUUUGGCAUGGGGCAGCCCAGGCAGGUGCCAGGGAUCUUGCCUGGGAAGCUGUUUUGAUUGGGAACAGAAGGGAGCUGGAUCCUCAAGUAUUCACAGCCACAUCCCAGCUUUGCCCUUCUCAAUAAAAGCUGGUCAGACAUAGGAGCUGGCAGCUCCUGCCUGCUUUCCUGCAGGCAGGGAGCUUCCCCAUGGACAUCCACUCAGGCUGGAGGAGGGCAGUGACCCAGGAUUUGUCCCCAUCACCAAUCCUGCAGCACCAUUGCCCUUGGUGUGAUGCUGGAGAUGGGCAAUGAGCAGGUUGCUCCCUGGGCUGGGGGCUAUCCAUGUGCUGGAGUUCAGCUGGGUACUGAGCUGCCCUUCCCUUCCACACCACAGUGUGGGACUGGUCCCUCUCCCUGUUCACCAUGCCCAUCCUGGUCUCACCCCACUCCAAAUGUCUGGCUCCGUGUCCUGUCCUCCCUGGCAGGGCUGAUGCAAAAUUUAGGACACUGGGGGACAGGCUGCCCACUCAGGAAAUACCCCACCAAGGGUCAUUUACCUGACACAGGGACAGGCUGGCCUGGGGCCCCCUUUCCUUACUGGGAAUGAGGAGCUGGUGGCCCUCAGCAAGGUGGCUGUGGGGACUGUUUGCUGCUUUCCCCACUCAGCCAGCUCUCUGCCCAGGUCCAGGGGGAGGCCACAGCCCCUGUUUUUCUAUGCUUUAAGCAGUUCUCCUGAGGCUCUUCCUGUCCCCAUUCCCACCCCUACUGCAGGGGGUCUGGGGCUGUCUGCCUAAGGCAUCCCAUGCUGAUCUGUACAAUCCAUAUCCUGGAGCAGUGCAUACAGCUGGAAACCCUAGGGGUGAGCUGGGCACCCACAUAUUUGUGGGGCACUCCUGGACUGGGUUAAAACAAAACCAAGGGUCAUUCUUGAAAGCUUCAAACAAAAGCCUGGAGGGCAAGAUCAGCAAAGGCUUUGAGGUUACCCUUAAAUGAUGGGAUCUGUGGUUUAUCCUGCUCUGAGGAACAAGGGUGGAGCCUAACAUAGCAAGAAUUGGGGUCCAAGGUGGCUCCUUCCCACAUCUGACAGGGCUGCCUGUAAUGGGAGUUACAUUAUGACUCUCUAAGCCAUAAUGCUUGUGUUGCCUGAGGCUGGCACAAGGACAUGGGGACAGGGCAGAUCUCUGUCAGGGAAAGCUGGAGGUGGGUGUUGAGGUGAUGUGAAACUCCAUUCUGCCACCGUGUAGCAGGGAAUAUGGACUGUGUGAGCUGUAACUGUGCAGCUGGGCAUAUCCUGCAGGAGCUUGCUGGAUCCCUUUGGGAUCCCAUUCCAAGCAUCCACAGUAUCCUGGAGCACAACCUACAUGGGCUUUGCCUCAAAAGUAGCCCAUGAAGUUCCUCCUUCACUACCUCAUGGAUGAGGGGAACUCGCUGCUCCCCUUCCCACAUCACUCAGAGUCUGUGUGGACCUUGUGGUGGCCUGGUCCACACAGGCUUUCCCUAUCACUGUGUCAUUUCUGCCUGGCUGGUUUUGCGCUGAGGCCAAGGAGAACCAUGUGCAGCACUUGAGAAUGUAUGUGAUGGUUUCUGUAUUGUUUUUAGUACCCCAGUAGUAUUAAACAUUUAAAAAAGGAA